GAAAAAAGAAUCAGAGUCUCUCAGCCAUUAACAAGAGGACCAAGUGCCUUUAUACCAGAGAAAGAAGUUAUGCAAGCAAAUGGUUUGAAUGAACGUACUAACCUUCUUGUGGAAGAAUACUCAACAUCUGGUCGCCUGGACAACAUCACACAGGUCAUGAGUUUACAUACUCAGUACUUGGAGUCUUUCCUCCGCAGCCAGUUCUAUAUGUUGCGUAUGGAUGGGCCCCUUCCUUUGCCUUAUAGGCACUACAUUGCUAUAAUGGCUGCUGCCAGACAUCAGUGUUCCUACCUAGUAAAUAUGCAUGUUGAUGAGUUUCUGAAGACUGGAGGGAUUGCAGAAUGGUUGAAUGGUUUGGAAUAUAUCCCACAAAGACUGAAAAAUUUGAAUGAAAUAAACAAACUUCUUGCACACCGACCCUGGCUGAUCACAAAAGAACAUAUUCAGAAACUUGUCAAGACUGGAGAAAAUAAUUGGUCUCUUCCUGAAUUGGUACAUGCUGUGGUCCUAUUGGCACACUAUCAUGCCUUGGCAAGUUUUGUAUUUGGUAGUGGCAUUAAUCCAGAGAGAGAUCCAGAUACGUCUAAUGGGUUCAGACUUAUAGCAGUCAACAAAUUCUGUGUCUGUGAUCUUGCCAAUGACAACAACAUCGAAAAUGCAUCCCUCACAAGUAGCAACUUUGGGAUUGCAGAUUCUUUGAGUGAGCUGGAGGCCUUAAUGGAAAGAAUGAAGAGGCUGCAAGAAGAAAAGGAGGAAGAGGAGGCCUCGCAGGAGGAAAUGGCAACUCGUUUUGAAAAGGAAAAGAAAGAGAGUCUUCUAGUAGUUACUGGAGCAUUUGAUGAUGAAAUGGUUUCCACAUCGGAUGUCUCCCGCUAUAUCGAAGAUCCUGGUUUUGGGUACAAAGACUUUGCCAGGCGGGGAGAAGAACAUCUGCCAACAUUCCGAGCUCAGGACUAUACCUGGGAAAACCAUGGCUUCUCCCUUGUGAACAGGCUUUAUUCUGAUAUUGGGCAUCUCCUGGAUGAGAAGUUUCGGAUGGUCUACAAUCUCACAUACAACACUAUGGCUACACACGAAGAUGUUGACACAACCAUGUUGAGAAGAGCUUUAUUUAACUAUGUUCACUGUAUGUUUGGAAUCAGGUAUGAUGAUUAUGAUUAUGGAGAAGUUAAUCAGUUACUUGAACGCAGCCUGAAGGUUUACAUUAAGACAGUGACCUGCUACCCAGAGAGAACUACCAAGCGCAUGUACGAUAGUUACUGGCGUCAGUUCAAGCACUCAGAGAAGGUCCAUGUAAAUCUACUUUUAAUGGAAGCCCGUAUGCAAGCAGAACUUCUAUAUGCCCUUCGUGCCAUAACUCGUCACUUGACCUGAAGUAUCAAUUCAGAGGGGGCGAAGGAAAUUAAAUUGAUAUGUAAAGGCCUUUUUGAAAUAGAUACACAACAGAAGCUGUAUGUGAUGUAGCAUCAAGUUACUCAGUUCUCUAGUGUCAAAGUUUAGCCGUGUUUUUGGCGGCUGUAAUGUGCAAUGACGUGUUUUAUUUUCUUGAUGCUUAACAUUACUAAUGAUAGCAAAAAUAACACUGAGGAGCACUACUUUUUCUGGUUCGAUUUCAGGAUACUGGUCAAAAUCCUAAAACUAGUUUUGUUAUACUCAACUCUAGCGCUUUGUUCUGAAACACAGGAAAAAAGUGUUUAUCUUUUCAAGCAAUCAUUUUUCAGAUUAGUGGAAUUCAGCAAAGGUUUUUUGGACAUUCUAAGAGAUCUUAAAACAAUGUCCUAAUGCUAGUAGAGAGAAGCAUGUGAUGUAUUAAACUGAACUGGCUACAGGAUUCUUUAUCUCCUGGAGACUACUUGUCAGGCACUGUUUUACUACAGCAAUUGAAGGUGAUGUGAAAUAUAAUGCCAACAUUGUCCACGUUUUAAUGUGACAUUAAUCAUGAUAAAUUCUACAGCAUGCUACUGAAAUGCAAAAUUCAGUUUAUUUUUUUUUCCUUUCCUCUUUCCAAAAGAAGAGGUUUCACAAUUAUCCAUUUCAGUUGUACAUAUUAUGGUUCAAUCAUGGAUAAUCUUGUCUUACUGACAGUCACCCUCAAUCUUUUUUACAGCAUACAUGCUCAUCAUAGUGUUGCUUGCAAGUUCACCUAGUUGACGCCUGUAAAUGUAAUACAGAGACUGACCAAAAAAAAUUUUUUUUUGCACUCUCCUUUCUCCAGUGCAUUUUUUAAUUAAGUAAAGCAAAGGAAGGCUGUCAUACCUGUUCUUUCCCUAGUAGGUUAUAGAAAUUUAUUUCCUAAAAUUUUUUCAUUCAUAGUGUCUGAACACUUUAAUAUUCAAAGCUAAAAUUGUGUUUCUAUGCAUUAAUGUGUGUGAACAAAAGAAAAGUGCAAUAUUUAAAAAGAAAGCAAGCUUUUCCCUGUUAUGUCACUACUGAAGUGCCCUUUUUAUACAACCAUAAAGAAAUUUUAAAACAAUUUCUUUAUUGUCCGAGGCUUAGCAUUUUUGUUUUAGCUUGUAUGGCUUCAGCAAUCUGAUAUUUAAGUGCCAAAGCAGCCACAAAAUAAAAUGUACUUGGACAACUGGUAAUAUUGGGGAAGGGAAGAAAUAAGCUGCCAAAAAGUCACAUUUUUGCAUUAUAUUGUGUUGCUUGACUAGACUGAUUUUAAGAGCACAACAUUUCAGUGUUUAUAGCUUUACUUUGGAUUGUGUUAAUGAACCAGUGAAGUGCCUAAAUUGAUGCUUAAACUUUCCCAGUAGGACACAGCUGUCACUGCUAAAAAAUCUUUUGUUUUGGUUUUGGUUUUUGCUAUAAGAAGGGUGACUUUUUAUUUUGCUUUUACAUGUAUUAGAAACUAACCAGUUAGGUUUUUUUUAAAGUUCCUCUGAAUUGUAGUAGAUGUAAAAAAGCUUUUCCAUUGAAAACUGCAGUAUAGCUUUUUUAACAUAGUAGUCAUAUUUUUACAUCUUUCAUUGAGGGGAAACAAACAAACAUGGACCAGUAUGCUACUAAAGUUAGUUUUCAUCCUCCUUCCCUCUCUUAAUAACUUGCUGUGACACCACAUGUUGGGAGUUUUUGCUUUAGCUGUCUGUUCCAGAUUGGAAAACUAAAUGAUUGUACAUUUAAAUACACUUUUUCUGCACUUUUGGACAGCAGUCUAUUUGCAUAAAAAGCCUUGUGAGAAAGAAAUUACUAAUUUUUUUAAGCCAAGAUAAGAAAUUAUCCAUCAAACUGUGCAUCAGAAUCUCUCCUGUAUAAAACAUUUCAUAAAUAAGAUUUAUUAAUCUUGUAUAGCCAACUACAAAGAUUAUUCAGACAAAGUGGUGAGAGGUUGAUAUGCAUAACCUUAGAUUUGACUUUAACUUGUUAUAAUCUUUUUCAACUUAACUAUAGUGGCUGCACCUAGUGAGUUUUUGCUUGUAACAAUUAUAUCUGGUAAGGACGUUCUUCAGUUAGUAACUCUGUCUUUAAGUGAUGGGAACUGUACAGUGAAAUUCCUUUGAUAUGAGAAGCCAGGUAUUUCUCAAGAACAGUUAAGUUUUGGAAGGAAGGUGAAACUAGUUUUAGGUAACUAUCAUAACCACUUAAUUCCUCUUCAGAAAUAUAAGGAUUUUAAAGUAGCUUGAGUGUUAGUUGUGGAAACUUUAGUGCCUUUAUUUUAAUCUUUCGCUACAGAAUUUACUUUUCCAGCUGAAUUGCCUUCUCAGCAAAGUAUGUGAUUAGAUUUUGAAAUACAUAAAUUGUAAAUGAAUUGAUCUCUUCAUAGUGAAUCAGUUUAAAAAAAACAACAACAAAACUUGAUUUCAGAAGGUGCCAUAUUUAAUCUAAUAUGGCCCUCAUGGCAUUCCACGUUGGGAAAUGUCAU
Messenger RNA from Terrapene triunguis (Three-toed box turtle), 3862 nucleotides. RefSeq names its product sestrin 3 (gene SESN3). The transcript is spliced from 9 exons. NCBI's taxonomy places the organism in Eukaryota, Metazoa, Chordata, Testudines, Emydidae. Gene Ontology annotation, molecular function: L-leucine binding; oxidoreductase activity, acting on peroxide as acceptor. Gene Ontology annotation, biological process: positive regulation of macroautophagy; negative regulation of TORC1 signaling; cellular response to L-leucine. Gene Ontology annotation, cellular component: nucleus. Bases 70 to 1374 code for a protein of 434 amino acids. The record is from RefSeq and is a predicted model, not a curated record.